AUGGGACCUACUUACUUUCCAGCAGAUAAGGACAUUGAGCGGACACACGGGUGGCGUAUUAUGCUUGACCAUGAUGUAGGGGAUCUAUUUUCAGUAGUUUAUUCCGAUUCUUUGGAAACUUUAUAUAUUGGAUGUCAAAAUACCAGUAUACAACAAUUUGAUUUGUCUGUCAAAGAAAAAUACAGAUCUUUACAUUUACCAAAUACAUGUAAAUGCUCUAAAUUCUUUGAUACUUUACCACCUAAAUUGUCGGAUGAUAACAAAGGGAUUAUGGCUGCUAAUGUUUAUGCUGAAAUUAGUUAUAUUCCCAAAAAUGAAAUUGAUGAUGUUGAUAUCCCAAGAUACGAAAUUGAUGAUACAAUGGUAUAUUGGAAUAGUCAUAAUGGAUAUGUGUAUGCUUUAUUAUUGGGAAAGAAUAAGGAUGAUGCAGGUGUUCUGACCAUUACUUUACAUGAAGAUUUAUUAUUCUGCGGUGCCCAAGAUGUCAUGUUAUAUGCAUUAUCGAAAUUGGUUUCAUUACGCACAGUUAGUGGAAAUGACAAAUAUCUUGAAGAAUGUUUUCGUGGUGCAAAAUUGCUGAAAAGUAUUUUUGAACAAUUAGGCGCUGAAGCUUUUUUGCUUCCAGGAAUUCCUGGUCGGAACCCUUUAGUAAUUGGCAAAUUCUUAGGAAUUAAAGACAAUGAAUUGGCUACUGCCUCCACCAAUGUUCAGAAAACACUUAAUAUUUUGGUUUAUGGACAUUAUGAUAUCGUUGAUGCUGAAGAAGAAGCGUGGUUAUCUAACCCUUUCGAAAUGCUUGGACCGAUGUUAGCAGCAAUAUUUGCGGCCAGUGAAUUGAGACAAGAAAAAGGGUUAAAAACAAAUGUGUCUUUUUUAAUCGAAGGUGAAGAAGAAAAUGGUAGUGAAGGGUUUCAUAAUAUUAUUGAUAAUUCAAAGACACCAUGCUUAACUUACGGUCUUCGAGGAGUUAUUCGUGCUACAAUUGAGAUCUCAAGUUCAAAAGAUGAUGUACAUUCAGGUGUGGAAGGUGGAGCUGUUUCGGAAUCACUGAACGAUUUGAUUCGGGUAUUGGCAAAAUUGGUUUCUAAUGAUAAUCAGAUUCUGAUACCUGAUAUUAAAAAUUCAUUAAUGUCAAGAUGGCGCCAUCCAACAUUAACCAUUCAUAAAAUAGAUGUUAGCGGGCCAAACAAUGUGACAGUAAUUCCAAGGUCCGCUAAAGCAGCUGUUAGUAUGAGAAUUGUGCCAGAUCAAGAUUUAGAAGAGAUUGCUGCAAAUUUUGUGGAGUAUGUUGAAUUAGUAUUUGGAGAAUUAAAGACGGACAACACUAUUAAAGUAGCAGAUUGGUGGUUAGGAGAUCCUGAAAACCGAUUUUUUAAAGCUGCUGAAGAAACCGUUAGACAGGAAUGGGGAGUAAACCCACUAUAUGUAAGGGAAGGCGGGUCAAUUCCUGCUAUUAGAUGGUUAGAAAAGAAGUUUAAUGCGGUUGUAGUUAAUUUACCUAUGGGUCAAGUAAGUUUUAAAAUUACAUGA
Racocetra fulgida is the source of this 1530-nucleotide messenger RNA. The record is from the annotation of a GenBank genome assembly. Lineage: Eukaryota; Fungi; Glomeromycota; Glomeromycetes; Diversisporales; Gigasporaceae.